Papaver somniferum (opium poppy) is the source of this 1498-nucleotide messenger RNA. Its product is annotated as protein ALTERED XYLOGLUCAN 4-like. Gene Ontology annotation, molecular function: O-acetyltransferase activity. The transcript is spliced from 3 exons. The coding region runs from base 255 to 1421 and encodes 388 amino acids. The record is from RefSeq and is a predicted model, not a curated record. Gene Ontology annotation, cellular component: Golgi apparatus. Lineage: Eukaryota; Viridiplantae; Streptophyta; Magnoliopsida; Ranunculales; Papaveraceae.
UGAAGAAGUCUACUACUUUUGUCAAUCUUCCUAACUACUACACUAAUAAUAACAAGAAAGGAAGAAACGAUGUAGGGAGAUUAGUGUUGUUUCUGUUAUGGGUAAUUGGUGUUACCUCAAUUUUCACUGUUUUCAUUAUUUAUUCUCCCAACCCUUUCAGUUACAAGGCUAAGGAGAAGCAGCAUAAUUUGGCGAAAAACUAUAGUGCAUUUUACGAAUGGAGUUUGAAGAACAUUUCGGUUCCUACACUGCCAAUGUUUCUGAAGAACCCAUUGGAUAACACUGUCAAUGUUUCUCAGAAGCAUGUAAAUCAUACUGCCAUGGCCAUUAACCCCAAAAAGGAGAGGGUUGCUGAGAAAAAGUGCGACUUGUUCAAGGGGAGAUGGAUUCCGGACCUUAACGGAUCACUAUACACAAAUUGGAGUUGUCCAACAAUGCCCAGCUCCAAAAAUUGCCAUAAACAUGGAAGAAAGGACGUUGAUUACAUGAAUUGGAGAUGGAAACCAAAUGAAUGUGAGCUUCCCAGAUUUAACCCCAAGACAUUCUUAUCAGUUGUUCAUGGUAAAAAGUUAGCGUUUAUUGGUGAUUCUGUUGCUCGGAACCAAAUGGAAUCUCUUCUCUGUCUCCUGUCUCAAGGUCAAACUCCAAAAGAUUUCUACAAGGACUCUGAAGAUCGAUUUAGAACAUUUUACUUUCCUUCUCAUAAUUUCACUCUAAUGGUGCAUUGGGUAAGAUUCUUGGUUGUUGCAGAAGAGAGAGGGAUUAAUGGUACGACUAAAACAUACAUCUUUGAUAUACACCUCGAUAAAAUCGAUAUUAGCUGGGCUCAGAGACUACGCGAUCUAGAUUACGCUGUCAUUUCUGAUGCUCAUUGGUUUUUCCGGAAGAAUUACUUAUAUGAAGGAGGUAGACAAAUAGGCUGUAUCUAUUGCGACGAGCCAAAUGUUCCUGAUCUUGGAGUUCCAUUCGCCGUUGGUAAAGCCUUUGGAUCCGUUCUUGAAUACAUCAAUGAUUGUAAGGAGUGCAAAAAGGGCUUAGUUACUUUUCUAAGAACGUUUUCGCCUGCACAUUUUGAGCACGGGUCUUGGAAUGGUGGAGGGACAUGUAAUAGAACAAGUCCUUACACUGAGGAACAAAUCAAUUUAGCAAGCACUGAAAUGGAAGUAAGGAGUGUUCAAGUGAAAGAGUUUGAGAAGAUUAAGAAGAGAACAGAAGGAAAGAGAUUUGAGAUUUUGGAUAUAACUAGGGCCAUGAUAAUGCGACCUGAUGGACAUCCAGACCUCCAUUGGGACAAUCAAUAUAUGAAGGGUCACAGUGAUUGUAUUCAUUGGUGCUUGCCCGGACCUAUCGAUGUAUGGAACGAUUUAUUGAUGGCCGUGCUACAGAAGGAAGAUGGUCACUCGACUCACUCCUCAAGUUAAUAUAGAGUUUCAUAUAUUGUUUGGUGGUUUUGGUUCAUAUUUAUAAUUCAAUGUAUUGAUUUUUAUUAAAAGCUUUA